This is a messenger RNA of Kazachstania africana CBS 2517, 1143 nucleotides long. RefSeq names its product Aft2p (gene AFT2). Gene Ontology annotation, molecular function: DNA-binding transcription factor activity, RNA polymerase II-specific. Bases 1 to 1143 code for a protein of 380 amino acids. The transcript has a single exon. The record is from RefSeq and is a predicted model, not a curated record. NCBI's taxonomy places the organism in Eukaryota, Fungi, Ascomycota, Saccharomycetes, Saccharomycetales, Saccharomycetaceae.
AUGGAAUCAAAGGAAUUAAAUCUGUUUGAUUGUCUCUCGUGGGAUCUGCUAAAUAACAACGAAUUCCAGGAUUCCACAUUACAGCAGAAAACAACAAUACGGAACAUAUCAAAACAACCAAAAAACAGAAGAUCGAAGAAGGAUAAAUUGUUUUCUACGCCUGAUAAUCUUUCAGAUGCAUUGGUUAAAGAUCAAAAUAAACUGAUCCAUCUGGAUCCAGUCCCCAUCUUCCGGGAAAGAUCAGAGAUUAAACCAUGGUUACAGAAAAUCUUCUUCCCACAGGGUAUCGAUUUAGUUAUUGAAAGAUCAGAUAGUAGUAAAGUAAUCUUUAAAUGUAAAGCUAACCCAAACCGUACGUGUAAAUCGGAAAGUACGUCAAGGUGUCCAUUCCGUAUAAGGGCCACUUUUUCAAUUAAAUUACAAAAAUGGAAUAUUGUUGUCGUUAAUAACAUUCAUUCACAUAAGUGUAAAUUUAAUCCAAAUUCUGAAGAGUACAAAAAAUUCAAGAAAUAUCUCAAGGACAAUAAUGAUAUUGAUACCAUUAAACUGUUUGAAGAAUUUGAAUAUAAAUUUAAAUUCAAUUUACCAAUUUUCAAACCAAAUGUUAUAAAAUGUGAUUGUGGCCUUACAAAGGAAAUUUCAUUGUUCAAUAAUAUCGUUCUCCCAAUUAAUAAACCAAGUAAAGAAAGCUUAUUAUUGACCAAGACCAAAAAAAUCACCAAAAAAUCAACACUUACUAAUAACAGUAACAGUACCAGUCAUAGUAAUAAUAAUAAGAUCAAGAUAAAGACAGAAAAUUUUAUAGAUUUUAACACAAAUGCCAAUUUAUUGAACAAUAACCAGUCAUUUGGUGAUGACGUAACAAAUUUAAAUGAAAUCGAUUUCACAAAUAUGUUUAAAUUAGAAGAAAAAGAACCUGAAAGUUUAUCCAUUGAAAAUUUCGAAUUUGAGACUAGUAAUAAUGAUAUAUUAAGUGAGUUUAUCGACUUCAAUGACGAUGACAACACCAAAACUGUCUCUACGGAAAGUGAACUCAACGAUCUCUCUUAUUUCUUGAACGUCGACCUAGUUAAUGAUCCAGUUAAUAUGAAAGAUUUGGAUAGUAUUGCCACUCCCAAUGAAUUCAUUGAAUUUGGAUUAUGA